Closterium sp. Yama58-4 is the source of this 2436-nucleotide messenger RNA. The record is from the annotation of a GenBank genome assembly. Lineage: Eukaryota; Viridiplantae; Streptophyta; Zygnematophyceae; Desmidiales; Closteriaceae.
AUGGGAGACUGGUCGGCGGAAAGCACGGCAGCCGCACAAGAAGCCUCCUUCGUUUUAUGCAUCGCAUGUGAUGGGCGGCUGAGGGGCGUGGUGCUGUUCUGCCAUGGGUACGGGGAGACAUGCACUUACAUCUUCGAAGAUGUGGCGGUGAUGCUGGCAGCAGCAGGCUACGCACUAGUGGGAGUGGACUACGAAGGCCACGGGCUGUCAGCCGGUCGUCACGGAUACAUCCGCAGCUUCACUCGCCUGGCAGACGAUGUUAUUGAGUUUGCCAACCGGUUGAGAGCAAGCCCUAGAUUCGCCAAUCUGCCGUUUUUCCUCUAUGGGGAGUCCUUGGGAGGGGCGAUGGCGAUUCAAGUGUCGCGGCGGGACCCCACCCCUUGGAACGGAGCAGUGCUGGUUGCACCCAUGUGCAAGAUAUCUCAAGAAAUGACACCCCCUGCACCAGUCAUCUUCGUGCUCAAAUGCCUCUCAUUCAUCUUCCCCACCUGGAAACUGGUUCCUGUCAGCGCCAACCCUGACAACUGCUUUCAGGUUCCAGAGAAAAGGGAGAGAGCAGAGAAGCAUCCCUUUGCAUAUCAGGACAAGCCUCGCAUUGGCACGGCUCUUCAGCUGCUUCGAACCACCCAAGACAUUGGCACACACAUGGAAGAGGUCACAGUCCCUCUGCUCAUCCUGCACGGAGCAAAGGACAUGGUAACUGAUCCAGCAGCCAGCCAGGAGCUCUUUAUCCGCUCAGGGAGUGCCGACAAGGAGAUCAAAAUCUACGAGGGGUGCUGGCACGCCCUCACAUGCGGCGAGCCUGACGACGUCAUCGCCAGGGUGGUUGGGGAUAUUAUCGCCUGGCUAAAUGCCAGGAGCCUGCCGCCUGGUGCUGCGCCUCCCGGUGGUGUGGUGGACGGUGCUGUGCCGCCCGGGGUGGUUAAGGAGGGUGGUGGUGGAGGGGAGGUGGGGGAUGCUGCUGCAGGUGAUGAGAUGAGCUUGCCGCCCGGUGAUGUGCCGCCCGGUUUUGGGGUGGAUGGUGCUGUGCCGCCCGGUCUUGGGGUGGAUGGUGCUGUGCCGCCCGGGGUGGUAAAGGCGGGAGGUGGAGGGGAGGUAGGGUAUGCUGCUGCAGAUGAUGAGAUGUCGAGCAGCAGCACCGCUGCAACCAGGAGGAGAAGGCGGAACAAAAGAGCAGGAGGAGAGAGGAAAAGGGCCGAAAAGGCCGAGCGAGAGGGAGGAGGGGGGCUGGGAGGGGACGUGGAAGGCGGGGUGGCAGCAGGGGGAGCUGGUGACUGGGGAGCGGGAUUAGGAAGUGGUGGUGGUGCUGGUGGUGCAGGGGAUGAUGCUGGGGAUGGUAGCGGGGAUGGUGGAGGGGACCCCCCAGUUGUGGGGGAGUUUGGUGGGGUGCCUGUGGAUGGUGCUGGUGCUGGUGUUGGCGCAGGGGGGCUGGUGGGGGAGUGCACAGCUGGUGUGGGAGUGCACAGCUGGUGUGGGAGUGCACAGCUGGUGUGGGAGUGCACAGCUGGUGUGGGAGUGCACAGCUGGUGUGGGAGUGCACAGCUGGUGUGGGAGUGCACAGCUGGUGUGGGAGUGCACAGCUGGUGUGGGAGUGCACAGCUGGUGUGGGAGUGCACAGCUGGUGUGGGAGUGCACAGCUGGUGUGGGAGUGCACAGCUGGUGUGGGAGUGCACAGCUGGUGUGGGAGUGCACAGCUGGUGUGGGAGUGCACAGCUGGUGUGGGACUGGUGUGGGAGUGCACAGCUGGUGUGGGAGUGCACAGCUGGUGUGGGAGUGCACAGCUGGUGUGGGAGUGCACAGCUGGUGUGGGAGUGCACAGCUGGUGUGGGAGUGCACAGCUGGUGUGGGAGUGCACAGCUGGUGUGGGAGUGCACAGCUGGUGUGGGAGUGCACAGCUGGUGUGGGAGUGCACAGCUUGUGUGGGAGUGCACAGCUGAUGUGGGAGUGCACAGCUGGUUUAGGAGUGCACAGCUGGUGUGGGAGUGCACAGCUGGUGUGGGAGUGCACAGCUGGUGUGGGAGUGCACAGCUGGUGUGGGAGUGCACAGCUGGUGUGGGAGUGCACAGCUGGUGUGGGAGUGCACAGCUGGUGUGGGAGUGCACAGCUGGUGUGGGAGUGCACAGCUGGUGUGGGAGUGCACAGCUGGUGUGGGAGUGCACAGCUGGUUUAGGAGUGCACAGCUGGUGUGGGAGUGCACAGCUGGUGUGGGAGUGCACAGCUGGUGUGGGAGUGCACAGCUGGUGUGGGAGUGCACAGCUGGUGUGGGAGUGCACAGCUGGUGUGGGAGUGCACAGCUGGUGUGGGAGUGCACAGCUGGUGUGGGAGUGCACAGCUGGUUUAGGAGUGCACAGCUGGUGUGGGAGAGCACAGCUGGUGUGGGAGUGCACAGCUGGUGUGGGAGUGCACAGCUGGUGUGGGAGUGCACAGCUGGUUUAG